UCUCUCCAGACUGGUCCGGCGAUAAUUCCUAUACUGUGAGUGACAGUCAGCCCAGCUUUCUGACUGCACGGGGGGGGGAAUUUUAUUCUCCAAUUCCAGAAUACGAGAGGUAAUCCAGGAAAGUUGGAAAACUGCAUUCUGUCAACAACGCAAAAAUGGAAGAUAAAGAAAAUGCUAACAGAUCUGUAUGGAAUGAAGUGGGCAGUACACUUGACAACACUUCUGUUUCCCCUAAAAUCGUAAAUUCCUCUGUUGUAUUGAAACAAAUUAUGCCAGGUACAAAUUGCAAUUCUCUAAACAAUACUACAGUGGGAGAUCCUGAACCUGCUGCAGUAAAAUCCAAAGUUAUGUCAUACACUCAGACCUUUUUACAGCAAACAGAUAUAAAAAAGCAACAGACGAAACCAGAUAUCCUCAACUCUGUUCCCCGCAUUUCGGAGAAGCGCAUACUUGGCUCAUAUCGUGGCAGAAUAGUCCCUUCUAAGAUAAACUCAUUCAGGAAAGUUCCAGCAGAGGGGGCUAGAAAAAAUUCUCAGAGUGCUCUGCCUAAAUCAGGAGUAAAGACAGGGCCCACAACUAACACUACAAGUGCAAGAGAUGCUAAAGUCAGUGGCAACACUGGUCCUCCUAAGCUCCUAAAUUCUACCCCUUUUCAAACCAGAACCGUAAGAGUUUCUGUUUACCAUCCCAAAGCCAUUCUGAAUCAUGAGAAAGAAUCUUCCACUGGUGUCAUGGAGAAUAAUGGGGCAGCCCAAAGAAACUGUGACAGGAACGGGAAACCGCUAUUAAAGACUGUUCCAGCCACUGCUAAUAAUUCUGUCCAUAGGACAAAGAAACUUGCUCCAUCUAAAACUGUGCCAGGAAGCCUAAAAGCGCCACUUUCUGAAAAGCAUGCUAUUGGGUCAGCUUCAAAACCAACUGACAACAGCAAAGUUCCAACAUCUGUAGAUGUGAGAAGAGCUCAGCUAGCUGAAUGGCAGGCUUCAAAGGGGAUAAAGAAGCUACCUCAUUCCAUACCUGCAAAUAGCCAGCCCAGAACAGCAACAUGUCAGCAAACUAUAAAAGAACCAGUUGAAUCCUUCUGGGCUACAAUAGUUGAAGAAGAUGAACAAGGACUACUCAGUGAUAGGGUCAAUAAGACACUUGCAGACUGUCUCUACCUCAUUGAAAAGGGCUGUGUAGGUAAAACAAUACAUUCCACUUUGGAAAAGCUGAUAGUGUCGGUGCCAGAUGUAAAAAAGCUUGCUAAGUACUGGGUGUGCCAGAUGCGUCUUGAACAGUUUUGCUCCAUGGAAAAAGUAAUCAGUAUCUAUGAAAAAGCAAUUCAGGCAGGAGCACAGCCUAAGGAUGAGUUACGUCAUACAUUUACGGAUGUUAUAAGGGCUAGAAGAGAUCUACCAAAAUCUGAUGAAGAAUGUGUGAAGGAAGAAAAUACUGUAAAUCAUGAGGGAACAGUAUCUGAAACAGAGAUAGAAGAAGCAUUUAAGGAAGUCAGUUUGAAUAACAAGGUGGAGUAUAGUAAUGAGGCUUCUCAAGAAUCAACAGAAGUUUGCACAAAAACCAAACAAGGCAUUUCCAAGAAAAAAAAGAACAGAAAUAAAGAACAGAAGCAGAAAUCUAUAGACUUAAAAAAUGAACAAGCUGGUACCAAUGCAGAGAAAGAUGGAAUCUUACAGAUUGAAACUCCUGAAAAUGAAAAGGGCUCAUAUUUAAUAAAAUAUAAUUUGUCAACCACUUCCCAUUUGGAAAGCACGAAGAAAAAACUGCAGUGUGAUGACUCUACUAUUAAAGAUCUGAAAUUCCUAACACCUGUGAGGCGGUCUUGCCGCAUCCAUGAAAAAGGAAGUAAGUUACCAAGUAUGCUGAAAGACCAUAGCCCUUGUGUUUCUUCGCUUGAACAGCUUGGAGAAUUGGGAGACGAAGGCACUGGUUUCAUCUACAGACCAAACAAUGCAUUGCAAACAGUCUUUAUCUGUCAACAUGAGCAAAGCCAAAAGUGAAAGCACAAGUUUUUAUUUAAGCUGAAGUCCUUUAAUUCAGUGCAGAUGUUAUGCUGCCAUAGUUUAACUAUAACUUUUAAUUUAGCUUUACUGAUAAUGUAUAUCUGUCAUAUGGGAAGGAUUCCUGUGCUUUAACCAUGUGAAAGAGUUACAUUUAUACCAAUCUUAACC
Messenger RNA from Candoia aspera, 2171 nucleotides. RefSeq names its product cytoskeleton associated protein 2 (gene CKAP2). Gene Ontology annotation, cellular component: microtubule cytoskeleton. NCBI's taxonomy places the organism in Eukaryota, Metazoa, Chordata, Lepidosauria, Squamata, Candoiidae. The coding region runs from base 156 to 2000 and encodes 614 amino acids. The transcript is spliced from 8 exons. The record is from RefSeq and is a predicted model, not a curated record. Gene Ontology annotation, biological process: negative regulation of microtubule depolymerization.